This is a messenger RNA of Drosophila elegans, 1803 nucleotides long. RefSeq names its product cell wall integrity and stress response component 3. The record is from RefSeq and is a predicted model, not a curated record. NCBI's taxonomy places the organism in Eukaryota, Metazoa, Arthropoda, Insecta, Diptera, Drosophilidae. The transcript has 2 exons. The coding region runs from base 250 to 996 and encodes 248 amino acids.
AAGAUCUACUCACAUUUGUUAGCUCAACCAAAUUUUUUUAAAUGCCAGCAUCUUAUUUUCUAAUAAUUACUCAGUCCUCCCUGUUGGUUGGCGUGCUGUUAUCAGCCCUCACCUUUUGCGUGUGAGUCAGUAUAAGUGUGUUAAUGACUAUAGCUCUACAGCUAUAGCCCAAGCUCAAGCUACUCGGGACUGGCGAUCGGUUUCAGUAUUCGAUGCAACCAGCUCACGUCAACACAGCUCGCUAAAAAAAUGAAGCCCGCAGUUAAAAUUCCCAUUGCUUGUUUGCUGUUUCUGGCGACUGAAAUUUUUGCUCAGGAUGUAAAACCAGAAGUUCCAGUAGAUAUUCCGCCAGAAGGAUGGGAACCGACGAUUCCAACAACUGAAGCUUUAGCAACAUCAACAGUCGAACCAUCCACAACUUCAACAACAGAACCCACAACAAUUCCAACAACAGAGCCAAGCACAACUUUAAUAACUGGACCCACCACAACAUCAGCAACAGAACCCACAAUAACUUCAACAACAGAGUCCACCACAACUUCAACGACGGAAUCCACCACAACUUCGACAACAGAACCCACUACAACUUCAACAACAGAGCCAUUCACAACUUCAACAACUGAAACCCUCACAACAUCAACAACCGAUUCAACCACAACUUCAACAACAAAGCGUACAUUACCUUCAUCAACACAACCCACAACACCUUCAACAACGCAAGGGGAUCCAUUAUAUCCAACCUACAGACCCAUCUAUACGCGACCUAUGACUUCAAGGCGGCCCAUUUACCCUACCAGGAACCCUUGGAUCUGGCACGAUCCGACAGAAAAGUGUUAUCUCAAAAACGAAUACGAGUACAGAAUGGUUUGUUAUGGAGGGGGCUGGCGAACGACGGCGAUUUGUUAUCGCUGCUGCUACUACGAGAACAGCGGUUUUGCCGGAUGCAGUAAGCUUCACCAGGGACGUUGUUCUUGGUAUGAUUCUGGACGAUGGUGAACACCCAAGACACAAACUUUUAAUCUGGCUUAAAGACGUUUUGCCUUUUUUUUUGUUUAAAUAUAUAUAUACAUAUGUAUAAUUUAUUUAAAAUCAAAGCUAAACGGACUUAAAAAAACUUUUUACAGACCUCAAUAUUAAAGUUCAUUUUUUGGCAAAAAAUCAAUUUCGAUUAUUUCCGUUUAACAUAUGUAGUUAGAAGUUAAAAUUAAGUCUUCUUAAAAGAUUAAACUUUUGGAUUUAAAUAUUACAUAAUAAAUACAUAAAUUGUUAUAAUUUGUUUUUUUUUUUAAUGUUUAACACAUGUUAUAUUUUAUUAGUUUAAUCUAAAUGUUUAAUGAUUAAUCCAAUUUUUAUAAUAGAACAUGCAUAACGUUCAAAAAACAAAUAUAAAAAGAGUGUAUACAAUAUCAACGGCUCGGCGCCAUUAGUCAGCAAGAAUUUUGAACAAGAAUUUAAUCAGCUAUGUGUGUAGCUCUACAGCCAAAACCCAAGCUAAGCUACUUGGGAUUGGCAAUCCGUUUCAGUAUUUGCUCUAAUCAGCUCAAGUCAACACAGUUCGCUAAACAUGAAGUCUCUAGCAAAAAUGUUCUUAAUAUUUUUGUGUUUUGUGGUCGCUGGAAUUUGGGCACAGGAUAUACCGCCAAUGCCUCCAGUUGAGGAUAUAUCGGAAUACCAACCAGAUUCACCUAGAACUUCAAUAGAAACUACCACAACAGAAGCCUCCACAACUUUAUCAUCACAGCCCAUCACAACUUCAACAGUACUGCCAAUAUAUCUGGUUCCCAAUGUUGUGCCUUCUUCUGU